GACGCGAGUUCGGUUGUGUUUUUGUCUCACCGAACCCUCAAAAGGUCACUUUCAAUUUUUGCGAUCUUGACUUCAACCCUUUCGCCUCUCUCUCUCUCACUCUAUAUAUAACCCCCCCUCUUCUCGCAUCUUCCUUCGCGCACACUCUCCAGCACUUAACUUCAUCGCUUCAAUUAUUCAGGUGAAAAUGUCAAUUGUGAACCUGUCCACUGUGAGAAUUCCAGCAGCUUCCUUGAAUGGAGCAACAACUCCAAGGAGAUCUUGUGCUCUUAUUAAGAGUUCAUCAUCUUUGAGCUCAGUGAAGAACGCCUCCAAAGUAUUCGGAUUGAAAUCUUCCUCCUCCUUUAGAGUGUCUGCGAUGGCAGUAUACAAAGUGAAACUGAUUGGGCCCGAUGGCGAAGAGAACGAAUUUGAAGCCCCCGAUGACUCCUACAUUUUGGAUUCGGCCGAGAAUGCUGGGCUCGAGCUGCCUUACUCGUGCAGGGCCGGUGCCUGCUCUACUUGUGCUGGCCAAAUAGUUUCGGGCUCUGUGGAUCAAUCUGAUCAAUCCUUUUUGGAUGACCAGCAAACAGAAAAGGGUUAUCUCCUCACAUGUGUCUCAUACCCAAAAUCUGAUUGUGUCAUUUACACCCAUAAGGAGGGAGAUCUAUGCUAAGUGUUGUGUAUGUUUUUUGUUGGUUCUUCUAAGCUAUCUUAUGUGUCAGGAUUGCGAGUUAUUUUGGAACUAUAUGCUAGUGUCAAUGUGUUUGUAUUCACAAAUAAUAAAGGGACAUGGUUUAUUGCAAAAGUUGUUCAAAAUCUGUCCCAAACCUAGAAAAACAAGGAGGGUUGCGUUGCAUUAGGUUGUCAACAGUCGGUUAGUAUAAAAGUUUUGUCGAAUCUUUAUGUUUAUGACAUUAUUCAUGGGAUAUAAGGUUAUGAAGACUGCAAGUAUUUAUUUAGCAGA
Molecule: messenger RNA, 946 nt
Organism: Arachis stenosperma
Lineage: Eukaryota; Viridiplantae; Streptophyta; Magnoliopsida; Fabales; Fabaceae
Product: ferredoxin, root R-B2-like
Exons: 2
Coding region: 188-655 (155 amino acids)
Biological process (GO): electron transport chain
Cellular component (GO): plastid
Molecular function (GO): electron transfer activity; 2 iron, 2 sulfur cluster binding
Source: RefSeq, a predicted model, not a curated record